Molecule: messenger RNA, 2088 nt
Organism: Penicillium alfredii
Lineage: Eukaryota; Fungi; Ascomycota; Eurotiomycetes; Eurotiales; Aspergillaceae
Product: putative C6 transcription factor (OTam)
Exons: 2
Coding region: 1-2088 (695 amino acids)
Biological process (GO): DNA-templated transcription
Cellular component (GO): nucleus
Molecular function (GO): DNA-binding transcription factor activity, RNA polymerase II-specific; DNA binding; zinc ion binding
Source: RefSeq, a predicted model, not a curated record
AUGGCCACCGUUAUUACUAUCCAGCCUUCCUCGGCUGGCACCUCAUCGCCUUAUCCCCAAAACUAUCAUUCUCCUCCAGACCAUCUUCGCCGACGGACUCAAACUGCCUCAACGCCACUGUCGCCCUCCCCCGUUUCCGUCCAUUCAACUCUCGCCCGUGCCCCGGGCCGGGAUGGAGCUAGCUGUGACGCCUGUCUCCGCAGAAAGAGCAGGUGUGCUAUGAACGAAAUGGUCAAUAAGUGCUACUCGUGCGACUUUCAUCGCCAAGACUGCACAUUCACUCUCUCAGGCGAGGCCCCGUCGAAGAAGAGGAAGCUGGACGACUCGGCGCAGGAGCAGGUAGAAUCGGCCAAACGACCAUCCACGGUUCAAUCGGCAGUCUCUGUUCCUGACGACGCUGCUCGCUCGCAUCCCAUCUCCAACAUGAUUCGCCCCGGCUUUUUUAACCAGUCGACCCAGCAUAUCGGUCUGACUACCGAGCUGGAGCCGGCUUUGCUCGAUUAUCUCCCCUUGGAUGAGUAUGGCGAGUGUACCGUCUCGACGUCGCGCGUACGCCGGUGCGCCGACGAUGGUACGUUUAUGCGCGUCGUUGACGCCGUCCCCGUUGGUGACUCGCAGGCCGUGUCACUCGAUGCGAUUGAGAGCCUGGUUGCUCCGUACGGCGCCACCUUGAUCGAAAAGUUCUUUGACCACGUGCACCCUUCGUUCCCCAUCUUGGUCGAGGAGGCCUUCCGGCAAUCAUACCGGGAGCGCCGUGGGCUGUCCCCACUGCUUCUGGCGGCAGUGUAUGUCUUGACGCUGAAGUUUGUCGAUGUCGGCACGGCUUCGCAGACCGUGCGCCGGCCGGAUGCGGCGCGGUUGGAAAGCACUGCCAUGAAGCUACUUAUGGAUUCGUUCCCCUUCCCGAGUGUGUCAACGAUCCAGGCCGGGUUGUUGCUGACCCAAAAGUCCACGUUGGCCACGGCCUCACUGAAUGGGCAGCUGGUCACGGCGGGCUUUGAACUUGGGCUGCACCAGGACUGUUCGGACUGGCGGAUGGAGACCUGGGAGAAGGGUCUGCGGAAACGGCUGGCAUGGGCUCUGUACAUGCAGGACAAAUGGUCUGCUCUUGUGCAUGGAAGACCUUCGCACAUCUUUGCAUUCAACUGGACGGUCAAGGAUCUAGUCGAGCAGGAUUUCUCCGAUGCCUUUGCCUCGGGCACGGACUCCUCCCACAACGAGGCGGAUGUAGGACACGGUCCUCUGCUUUUCUGUCAUAUGGUCGCUCUGACCACCAUCUUGUCCGAUAUCCUCGACCGUUUCUACACGCUUCAUGCCAUCCAGGAAUUCCACGCAGCCGGGAACCACCGCACGCGCAUGAUCCUGGAAAAGGCCAAACCCGCGCAAAUUCGCCUGAAAGACUGGUUCUCCAACUUGCCGCCUUCACUGAAGAUGGAGUCAUCUUCCGGGGAGCUGGUCGAGACCAUCACAGACGAGCAUGCCCGCAACGGGGCCCUGCAUCUUGCCUACUUCGCUACCGAAAUCACCCUGCACCGAUGUAUCGUUCGGUCUUUGUCUACCAGUGGCACCGACUCCUACCUGGCACACAUCUGCCGUUCAGCUGCCAAGACGCGUCUCAUCUCCGCCAUGGACUUUGUCAACCGCCUGCGGCCCGCUCAUCUGCAGUCCUUCUGGCCCGCAUCUGCCCGCACAAACUUCUCGCUGAUCGGCUCCUUCGGCAUGCUGCUGCACAUCUCCGCCCCAACCAAGGAGGAGGCCGAUUUCUACCGCGUGCGGCUCUGCGAGUACCGCUGGACCCUGAGCGUCAGCCACAAAAACGCCGAGUUCAUGGGCUUUGCCCUUGAGAGUCUCGACAACGCCACCACCCUUGGCAAGCACGUCCCCACCAAGCCCGGUAUCGAAGAGCUGAUGGCCAACUCUAAGCCCGUAUCGCGUCUGCCUCCCACUGUUCCUGCCUCCUAUGACGAGGCCGUGAUGGAUGCCGACGGCCACGGCGGAGCAGGGUCGUCGUCUGUGAUCUCGGGUCUUGCUUCGCCGGCUACCUCGGCCAGUGAUCUGGAGGAGCAGGAUGUGAUGCCACCGCUAUGA